Molecule: messenger RNA, 446 nt
Organism: Telopea speciosissima
Lineage: Eukaryota; Viridiplantae; Streptophyta; Magnoliopsida; Proteales; Proteaceae
Product: arabinogalactan protein 13-like
Exons: 1
Coding region: 5-184 (59 amino acids)
Source: RefSeq, a predicted model, not a curated record
AGAAAUGGAGGUAUUGAAGAUGAGACUCUUCACCGCUGUAGUCCUCAUGGUCUUGGCCGUCUCGGCGGUUCAGAAUGUAGCAGCAGCUGAAGCUCCGGCACCGGCUCCUGCUUCUGACGCUGCCGUCUUCGUUCCUACCGUAUUUGCUUCUCUAGCUGCUCUCGCCUUCGGAUUAUUCUUCUAAUCUCUCUUUCUCAGAGGAAUAGAGGAUGAUGGAUCUAGUGACGUAGAUAGAAAGACUUUCUCUGUCUCUCUCUCGCUUCAGAUCUCGGUCACUUUCUACUACGCUCCAGAUAUAUCUACUCCGAGACUGAGAAUUGGGAUUGAGGCUCUGAGUCUUUUGACCUAUUCUUCUUUCAUUUGUUUUGUUUUCAUUUUUAAUUAUUAUGUACUUGAUUGUUAUAUAAUGUAUUAAAAUUGUUGAAGAAUGAUUUGUUUGGUUGUGA